Molecule: messenger RNA, 849 nt
Organism: Onychomys torridus (southern grasshopper mouse)
Lineage: Eukaryota; Metazoa; Chordata; Mammalia; Rodentia; Cricetidae
Product: N-acetyllactosaminide alpha-1,3-galactosyltransferase-like 1
Exons: 4
Coding region: 1-849 (282 amino acids)
Biological process (GO): carbohydrate metabolic process
Cellular component (GO): membrane; Golgi apparatus; vesicle
Molecular function (GO): hexosyltransferase activity
Source: RefSeq, a predicted model, not a curated record
AUGAGGAAUGAUCAUUUGGAGGAACCUUCGCUCUCAGCCUGGUUUAAUCCUAAAAUACGUCCUGAUGUUAUAGCAACAACUGAUUGGCUUGCUCCAGUCAUAUGGGAAGGAACUUACAACAGACAAGUUCUAGACAAAUAUUACAAGAGACUGAACAUUACCAUAGGCUUGGCUGUCUUUGCUACUGGAAACUUUACAAAACGGUCCCUGAAACACUUCAUAAAAUCUGCUGAUAAGUACUUCAUGGUUGGCUACAAUGUUAUCUUUUACAUCUCAACUGAUAACAUCUACAGUCUACCGUACUUAGAGUUGGGUCCUCUUCGGUCAUUUAAAACAUUGAGGCUGCCUAAUGGUGAUAACUACCAAGACUGUACUCCCAGAAACAUGAAGAACAUGAAAAGUAAAAUAAUGCAUCAAAUCCAAUAUGAAGUCAACUUUCUCUUCAUUAUGGCCAUGAACCAGAUCUUCAAGAAAGACUUUGGAGUUGAAACCCUGGGCAAAUCUGUAGCUCAACUCCACGCAUGGUGGUAUUUUAAAAAACCCAAAGAUUUCCCUUAUGAGAGGAGAGCUAAAUCAGCAGCUUUUAUCCCCUUUGGGGGGGGAGACUACUAUUACCACAGUGCCAUUAUUGGUGGCACACCCAAUAACAUCUUAGCUUUCAUUAAUCAAUAUCUAAAGGGAAUUACAGACGAUGGCACAAAUAAACUUGACAGCACAUAUGAAAGCCACCUAAAUAAAUAUUUGUUAAUCAAUAAACCCACUAAGCUGUUAUCACCUGAGUACAACUGGGAUCCAAAAUUUAAGACUCCUCCACUAAUAAAGCACAUUAAGAUAGCAUGGCAGCCAUAA